GCAAAGGUCCUCUUCUCCAUCACUUUAGAAAACCAUCGAAACACUCUUCAAACAGCACCAUGGCACCUCUUACAACUACCUUGACCAGUCUGCUGGGUGUACAGCAUCCGAUCAUGCUAGCAGGAAUGGACCAGGUUGCAGGACCCAAGCUAGCCGCUGCAGUUACUGCCGCUGGCGGCUUUGGAACAGUCGGAGGAGCUCGGUACACGCCAAAGAUGUUGAGAGAAAUGCUCGCCGAGCUCAAGCAAGAAUUGAAAGACAGAGGUUGCGAGCAAGCACCUUUUGGCGUGGAUUUGCUGCUACCGCAGGUUGGUGGCAGUGCUCGUAAAACUAAUGGCCUGUCCACGUACGACUACACCCAUGGUACACUGGGAGAGCUCAUCGAUAUCGUGAUAGAAAGCGGAGCUACCCUGUUUGUCUCAGCAGUGGGUGUUCCUCAGCCUUGGGUGAUUGAAAAGCUGCACAAGGCAAACAUCCUGGUCAUGAACAUGGUGGGCCACCCGAAGCAUGUGCAUAAAGCUUGUGCAGCUGGCGUAGACAUUAUCUGUGCACAAGGCGGCGAGGCUGGAGGCCACACCGGGGACAUCCCAACAAUGGUUCUCAUUCCGGCCUGCGCAGAUAUCUGCAUGAAAUACACCUCUCCGUUGACAAAGAAGCCCGUCACCCUGGUGGCGGCAGGUGGAAUCAACGAUGGGAGAAGCGUUGCGGCAGCUCUCAUGCUUGGUGCGAGUGGAGUCUGGGUAGGCACUCGUUUCAUUCCCAGUGUCGAGUCGAAAGCGCCCGAGAACUACAAGAAGCAAGUGAUCGCUGCAGGGUAUGACGACUGGGUGAAGCUGACAGUAUGGUCUGGGCGGCCUCUGCGAUCCUUGAGGAAUCCCUACCUUACCAACUGGGAAGUGAAUCGGCAAGCGGAGAUCAAAGACCUCACUUCGAGAGGUAUUGUGCCACUUGUGCAUGAGCUGGACAAGCUGCAUGAAUCUGGCAAAUUGACGGAUGAGAUCGAGGAUGCUGCUGCAUUGAGACCAAUCGGAAUUGUGGCAGGCUCUGUCAAUAAAGCUGGACAGACGGCUGCAGAAAUUGUGAAAGAAAUGGUGGAAGAGACCAAAAACUCCCUGGAUCAGGCCAAAUGGAUAACGCAGGGUCCGACUUCAUCCAAACUCUAG
Messenger RNA from Sphaerulina musiva SO2202, 1163 nucleotides. Its product is annotated as inosine monophosphate dehydrogenase. The transcript has 4 exons. Gene Ontology annotation, molecular function: nitronate monooxygenase activity. The record is from RefSeq and is a predicted model, not a curated record. NCBI's taxonomy places the organism in Eukaryota, Fungi, Ascomycota, Dothideomycetes, Mycosphaerellales, Mycosphaerellaceae. The coding region runs from base 60 to 1163 and encodes 367 amino acids.